GUAAAGAAAUGAUAGGCAAGGAACUCACCCAUGAGCAAGUUAACAAGUUGUCGGAAGAGGAGAUUAAGAAGUUCCAUAAGAGGUACGAGGCCGCCCUUGCAAGUAAGACCACGGACGCCGUAGCAGACUCCGCUAUCCGACUUGCCCCCAAGCUUCUUGGACUUGCGCUGCCCAUAGACGACGUGGAGCAACUGCGGAAGGACAUAAGCGAGGACUAUGUUAUUGCUCAAGAACUUAAGAUAACCUGUGGGUGGUUGUCUUUGAAGUGCGGUAAGUUAAUGGCAGUCGCCUCUGCGGCACUUCACGUAGCUCAGCAAGUUGACUUGAAGGAGGUACUAGGUUCCUCUGGAACAUCUUGGAAGGACUUUAAGAAGGACAGAGAAGUUGAAAGGGUAUUCGAGGCGGCACUUGCUGAGGUACCUGAUCAAGUCGCCUCAAGUACCUAGUUAAGUCAUCCCUAAGUACUUGGUCAGGUCGCGCCCAGGUUAUUUCCAAGUCGUCCUUAAGUCAUUCCAAAGUACUUGUCAAGUCCUUCAAGUCCUUAGUAUAAAUGAGUGAACCAGAGUCGAAGGCAGAGCAACCUCAGGAGGAGCAACGAAUCACCAAGGCUAAAUCUCCAGGCAGAGUCGCUGCCGGCAAGAAGCUCGCGGAGAUGAACAGGAAGAACAAAGCCAAAAAAGAAGAAAAGGUGGAGGAAAAAGAAGAGGAAUCCUUCAUUAAUCCGGGCUACGUAAUUGGCGCGUUGGGAGUUGCUAUAGCAGCAGGCAGCCUCUACUUACAAUGGCGGGCUACGAAGC
Actinia tenebrosa (Australian red waratah sea anemone) is the source of this 797-nucleotide messenger RNA. RefSeq lists its product as uncharacterized. The record is from RefSeq and is a predicted model, not a curated record. NCBI's taxonomy places the organism in Eukaryota, Metazoa, Cnidaria, Anthozoa, Actiniaria, Actiniidae.